Anopheles coustani is the source of this 1226-nucleotide messenger RNA. Its product is annotated as transmembrane emp24 domain-containing protein 5-like. NCBI's taxonomy places the organism in Eukaryota, Metazoa, Arthropoda, Insecta, Diptera, Culicidae. Gene Ontology annotation, cellular component: Golgi apparatus; COPII-coated ER to Golgi transport vesicle; endoplasmic reticulum-Golgi intermediate compartment. The transcript has 2 exons. Gene Ontology annotation, biological process: endoplasmic reticulum to Golgi vesicle-mediated transport; intracellular protein transport; Golgi organization. Bases 217 to 948 code for a protein of 243 amino acids. The record is from RefSeq and is a predicted model, not a curated record.
AGAGUAGCUAGAACGCAUGAAAGAACCACUUCCGAUGACAGUUUGCGAGAAACGAAAAAAAGUGUUCCGUAGCGUAAAAUAGAAUAACCAAGCCACCUUGUUUUAUUAGAAUCGUCUGAAAAAGUGGCUAUAUAUUUAAAGUGCGAUAUAGAUUUUUGAAUCCGGCGUUUGAGUGUUUGUUUAGUUAGAAGCUGUACAUCGACUCCCAUUUUGACCAUGGGACUAUUUGGAAAACAUCUUAAAGUUCCGCUCGCAUCGGCCGUGUUCCCGGCAGUAUUCCUUUGUCUCUGCCAACAACUAUUGGUACCCGUUGCGGCACUACAAAAAGAAAUGACCAUCAGUGUCGCACCGGGGAAGGUGGAUUGUUUCUUCGAGGAAGCCAAAGCCGGGCAAAUAAUCGACAUCGAGUAUCAAGUGAUCGACGGUGGUCAUGGCGAUCUAGACAUUAGCUUCGAGCUGGCUGAACUGACGGGCCGGACGAUUUUUGCCGAUUACAAAAAGUCUGACAACAUUCACCGGUUCCCGGUGCCGUACGAUGGGGAGUACAAGUUUUGUUUCGACAAUGGCUUUAGCCGGGCCAACAGCAAGACGGUGUUCUUCGAGCUCAUUAUCGAGCGGGAGGGCGAACAGGAGGACGCAGGGUGGGCGGAUAUCGAUCUCCUCGAGGGCCUUACGCCGGAAGAGUUCUACGAGAUGAAGGUGCAGGAUAUGGAGGAUGCGAUCAAGCGUGUACGCAAUCACCUCACCAAGGCGCGCCAGCUGCAGGACGUACUGCGUUCGCACGAGGCCCGCGAUCGUAAUGUAGCCGAGGAAAAUUACUUCAAAGUGAACGUGUGGUCGUUUUUCCAGAUACUGGUUAUGAUCGGCGUCGGCAUGCUGCAGGUGUUUAUGGUGAAAUCGUUGUUCAACAACGAUUCCCGGGCGUACAAGCUGCUCACUAAGCUAUAACGAGCGUCCGCCACUGGUGGGCCUUUUGUGCGCUUUAAUACUCAAGCAAGGUUUUGCUUACCAUACCAAAGUAUCAACUUGUCGCUCCACAAUGAUUGACUCUCGAAUACACGACAUGCGCGAAUAGUGAUAAUCAGAAACAUCGAGCACAAAAACAAUGUUCUUGUUUAAGAGAAAGAACCGAACCUAACACUGUGCCAUGAACUCGAACGGGCAAUAGUGAGAUCGUUUUACUUCAUAUGCCAUUUAUCGAAAUAGAAAAUAGUAAUUUUAUUAAA